Abrus precatorius (Indian licorice) is the source of this 748-nucleotide messenger RNA. RefSeq lists its product as uncharacterized. The record is from RefSeq and is a predicted model, not a curated record. The transcript has a single exon. The coding region runs from base 44 to 748 and encodes 234 amino acids. NCBI's taxonomy places the organism in Eukaryota, Viridiplantae, Streptophyta, Magnoliopsida, Fabales, Fabaceae.
CAACAUUUACGCAGGAAAAUCAGCACUAUCAUUGUCAUCACCAAUGCUGCUACCGAGCUCCAUUUCCAACACCAUGAAGUUCUUGCAAAAGACUGUUGACAACUUCAAGUCUUGCUUCUCUCCACGUUACCAAAAGCUUCCCAAAACACCUCAACACAAUCAUUUCUCUUAUUCUGUGGCUGCGGCUAGUGUCAUGGACGUGCACAAUAACCCAUGUUAUAAGGAGUUGGAGAAGUUCUACAGUGACUUCACCCAGCAAUGGGAUUCAGGAAAAGAGAGGGGAAAGCGAAGAAACAAGAAGAAAAGUGUGUUGCCAUCACCAGCAAAGCAAAACGAGGAGGAGCAACAUAAUGGAAGUUUCAUUAGCUUGAACAAUGCAAAGGAUCAGAUGAAGAAAAGAGAGGAAUGUGACAAGCAAAAGAAUAAGAGGAGCUUAACCCAUCAAAGGGGAAAACAGCAAGAUUCAUCAUUGACUUCAAUGAGAACAAAAGAAAAUGGGAAUUGUAUGGUGCAAAAGAAGCUGAGAGAAUUGGAGACGUUGGACAUGAACAAUGUAGAUUAUGUACUCGACAUUGAAGAGGUUCUUCAUUAUUAUUCUCGACUCUCUUGCCCGGUUUAUCUUGAAAUUGUGGAUAAAUUCUUAAUGGAAAUUUACUCAGAGUUCUUUGGUGAUUCUGCUAGGCCUGUUACUACACCUCGUACUCUUAGUGUGAACUCUAGGCUGAAGCUGAGAUCAGUGAGGUCCUAG